UGUUACGAGAUGUGUAGCUUACAGGUUUGUGUGUUUCUGAGCGUGCUCUGCUAUGUGUCCAAUAAAGAGGUCAGAGCACCAGUAGGACUCCUGACUCCAACCUGCGUGGAGAGCUACCACCAGAUAUUUGUAAGAAGAGUGGUGCCUCCGCGUAACUACCGGUACUUCCAUGAGGUACUUGCGGGAGAGGAGCCUUCCACCAACGCGGCAGUUAAUAUCCGUUGGAGGAUUGUCGGCGGGCAGAAGAUCUCAAUUGAAGAUGUGCCUUACCAAGUCAUGUAUGGAAAAUACUGCGGGGGGACCCUCAUCGCGCCCAACUGGGUUAUCACGGCAGCUCACUGUAAAGCAAAAGAACCUUACGUGUACGCCGGUUCAACCUUCAGAAGUGAGGGAGUGCCAUAUCACGUGUGCGCCCAUUUUGUGCACCCGCUGUGGAACACGUCCAACCUUCACUCCCACGAUUACGAUUACCAGCUGCUGCUGCUGGAGACUCCCAUUCCGGUCAGCAGUGUCUCCAGACCCAUAGCUAUUGGCACAAAGAGUGACGUCAAGGCUGGUGCCAUGACGUCCAUUAGUGGGUGGGGACACCUUCAAUACAAAAAAAGCAGCAUGCAAGACUACCUGCACCGCGUAUUCGUGCCCGUCAUGGCGCGUAGCGAGUGCAGGCAGAUGCCGGAAGGCAACUACGACAAGAUCACGCCCCGGAUGUUUUGCGCGGGCUACGUCUCGGGCGAGAAGGACUCCUGCCAGGGUGACUCCGGCGGUCCCGUGGUGAUCAACGCCAAGCUGGUGGGACUGGUAUCCUACGGAGUGGGCUGCGCAGCCCCCAGGCGGCCAGGCGUCUAUUCCAACGUGCCCAUGGCCCGAGAGUGGAUCCGAUCCGUCACCGGCCUGCCUUUGUAAACCCUGCGAAGCUUUUUGUGACAGAGCUCGUGCAAAGUU
This is a messenger RNA of Pararge aegeria (speckled wood butterfly), 942 nucleotides long. Its product is annotated as trypsin 3A1-like. The record is from RefSeq and is a predicted model, not a curated record. Gene Ontology annotation, biological process: proteolysis. Bases 10 to 903 code for a protein of 297 amino acids. Gene Ontology annotation, molecular function: serine-type endopeptidase activity. The transcript has 6 exons. NCBI's taxonomy places the organism in Eukaryota, Metazoa, Arthropoda, Insecta, Lepidoptera, Nymphalidae.